AAACGAGAUUCACCACAUUUCCCAUAAGCCAUCUGUUGUUCCGGAAGUGGCGUAGAAUAUAGUGGCUCCUGGAUUUAAACUGAAAUGGGCACUGAUCCCAUGAAUAGAGGAUUUUAGACAUAUAAUAACUCCUUUAAUGACCAUUUUUAUGAGAGGACAUGCGUUCGUGAGGUUUCUUUGAAAUGACCGGUCUCAUAGAGUUUCUCGCGCGUGUGUUUUGAAGCGUUAUUUCAGUCGUUUGUUUCCUAAAGCUGAAACACUCCUCUGCAUUAUAUCAGGUGUCGCUUCGCGAUCCGUUUACCUGUCGCUGUAACCUCACCUGUCAUCAUUCCCGCUGGCUCUAUGUGUCUUCAUAACGCAGGCUGGGGUUAGGCUCGUAUUUUAAUCGAGAAGUUGAUUAUCAGCCGCUCAGGAUGAACUGGGAUCAACAGUUGAGCUCCAUCAUCUCCGAGGCUGAUGGAAGUGUCGCAAAAAUGAGAGAACGCCUUACUGUGCAUGGAAGAUCUCCCAGAGUAACAGAAGAUGUGUUUCCGGUCAGAGAGGUCACAGCCGGUGUUGAUCUGAAGUUGUCUACGGUUCAGUGGUCAGAUCUGACCGCCAUCCAAACACAAUUACAGCAGCAGAGUCAGGCCAUUGAGACUUUAACACAGAGUCUUCGAUUACUGGAAAGAGAACGAAACACUCAGCAAAGACAAAUGCAAACAUUACAAGAGGAGCAGAAGAGACUUCAGGAUAAACUGGAGGAGAGAGAGCGGGAUGCGGGGCGGAGAUCACUGAGUCCUGGACCGGACCGACGGAUCGAGCAGUGGAAGAGAGAGAUGGAUCGAGAGCUGAGCAGUCUGAGAGGUCAGAUCAACCGUGCCACGACUCUAGGAAACCAGGAAGAAAGUUUCAGCUCUAAACUGCGCAGAGAAGAACUGGAGCAGCUCAGGAGAGAGGUGGACAUUCUCAAAAACAAACUCAUGCGGCAGGAGGAAGAUACGUUCCAGCUCCAGUCAGAGGCCAGAGAAACAAGGAGGCAGUAUGAACGCAGCUCUAAGACUUUGGAGAGUUUUACAGACUCGUACCGAACUCACAGUUUUGAUCUCGCUCGGAUGGUGGCACAGUACCAGCACACUCAACAGGAAGUGCGUGACCUCAGAGUCACCGUCUCAGAGCUGAAGGACGAGGUGCGAGGUCUCGUCCUGAGAGAAACCCUCCCCACGCCUGCACCGUUACCACAGAAACCAGCAGUGGUAACCGUGAAGACGAGGCCCCAGAGACGCGUGUCGUCAGGGUCGGAGGAUGAUUUCAGUCCCACCCCUAGUCUGGGUGAGAUCAGCUCAGAUGAGUUGGAUGCAUCAUGGCUGGAAGAACCAGAGCCACAAACCAGGAGGAGGCGCCGGCGUGUCCGUUUAAAUCCAGACCUUACAGGAAGUGACCUCAGCGACGCUGGAAGUGGGCUUGAUAGUAACCUUGGCAAUGAUGCUGAAGGUGUGGACAGAGUUUCAGACAGUCCUCCAGAUCUCAGUCUCAGUGACCUCUGACCUUAAAGGCCAGUAAAUCUAUGUGCUGCUAUUAGAGGAAAUGGAAACCUCGGUCUUACGUUGACGCAAGUAAGUAGGUUUAAAGAGUGUAACGGACAGUUUACUUGUGUCAUGAAGGCCCGGACUGUGCUAUUUAUGCUAUAAUUGAUCAAUACGUUCAUGUAAAAUCAAGACCAUGGGCACAGAGGUUUUGCAGUAUUUUAUGACUGACACACAUUACUCACAGAGAGUCUUUAUAGGCUUUGCAAGUAUUGCACUGACAUACUCUGAGGUAUCAGCUACCAAUGUAAGUUGCAAAACAGCUUUUGCAAUAAUGCAAAAAGAGUGUUUUCAGUAUGAACAUGCAACACGUAACAUCCAUUUAGUCAAAAACAGUUUGACUCUGGCUUGUGUACAUGUUGUAAAUGUAUUUGCAGGCAGUAUUUGGAGCAUGUUUGUCACAGUAAGACCAGAAAUAUGUAUUAAGAAAGUAAAUAGUCAGUUUUUAUUUCAUGUUGACUUCAGAUUUUUUUGAAGAAAAAAAAAUAAAUAAAUAAAAAAAGUCACCUUUUUACCACUUAAAAUAAGUCUCAAUAAUUGUAGCAUCUCAUAACAUGCGUGCCCAGUGUU
Sinocyclocheilus rhinocerous is the source of this 2135-nucleotide messenger RNA. RefSeq names its product golgin subfamily A member 6-like protein 2. Lineage: Eukaryota; Metazoa; Chordata; Actinopteri; Cypriniformes; Cyprinidae. The transcript has 11 exons. The record is from RefSeq and is a predicted model, not a curated record. The coding region runs from base 414 to 1526 and encodes 370 amino acids.